AUGGAACACUCCCAUCUUUUCACAGCAUUCACUAUCUUUCUAAGCUUCUUUACUCUUACCCUAGCUCUACCAACCAACAGUCUUGCAACUACUGGCCAUUUCACGAUCGAGCAAAGACUCAUAAACACCAUUAAAUCGGAUUGGCCACCGAAAGAACUAUGGAGGGGCCUCAGAAAACAUCACAGACCUCUACCACCCGCUGUCUCUCGCAUAAGUAGGCACGGAGGCUCUUUUGCCAAUGGCACCGUCAAAGUCACUCCCGACGAAUACGAUACCGAAUUCGUUAAUGAAAUUACAAUCGGAAAUGAUACUCUCUUCGUUGACAUUGAUACUGGUUCUUCUGAUUUCUGGGUUUUUUCAUCCCAGCUUCCGGAACAAUCACAACGGAACCAUCGCAUCUAUCAUCCAGAAAAAACAGGAAUAAAGCUUCCCAAACAAAUUUGGGAAACCAGUUACGGUGAUGGGACUGGAGCUGCUGGAAAUGUAUUCUUAGACAAAACCAAUCUCGCCGGAUUGGAAGUGUCUUCCCAAGCUGUGCAAGCAGACACGUGGACUUGGUUUGGAAAUAUUAUGGAGAAACUCGAAAACCCUAUCUUUACUGCUUGUCUGAAGCAUAAAGCUCCUGGGUUCUAUGACUUCGGCUUUAUUGAUAAAACGAAACAUAUCGGGGACCCUAGCUAUCUGCCUGUUGAUAAUUCAAGAGGAUGGUGGGAAACUACCUUCAAUGGAUUUUCCACUGGACCCAAUGAUAAUUCUACAUAUCGAUUUAAGGCGGUUGUUGAUACUGGAACUACGUUCAUGCUUCUACCCAGGGAAAUUACCGAGCAAUACUAUUUCUCGAUCACCGGUUCGACGUUUGAUAGAGAGAAUGGAGGUUGGAUAUUUCCAUGCAAUGCAACCCUGCCAGAAUUCGCAAUUCAUAUCAAUGACUAUAAAGCCAUUGUACCCGGUGAGCAUAUCAACUGGGCACAGAUCCCAGGAACCAACAUAUGUUUUGGGGGGAUUCAGCCUGUGGACCACUCACCUGCUGUGCUUGGGGGGUCAUUUUUAAAAAGUCAAUUCGUUAUUUUUGAUCACGAUGGUCCGAAGAUGGGGUUCGCCGCUCAGAGAUAA
Molecule: messenger RNA, 1113 nt
Organism: Trichophyton rubrum CBS 118892
Lineage: Eukaryota; Fungi; Ascomycota; Eurotiomycetes; Onygenales; Arthrodermataceae
Exons: 4
Coding region: 1-1113 (370 amino acids)
Biological process (GO): proteolysis
Molecular function (GO): aspartic-type endopeptidase activity
Source: RefSeq, a predicted model, not a curated record